Psilocybe cubensis is the source of this 2838-nucleotide messenger RNA. RefSeq lists its product as uncharacterized. Gene Ontology annotation, cellular component: small-subunit processome; 90S preribosome; nucleolus. Lineage: Eukaryota; Fungi; Basidiomycota; Agaricomycetes; Agaricales; Agrocybaceae. Gene Ontology annotation, biological process: endonucleolytic cleavage in 5'-ETS of tricistronic rRNA transcript (SSU-rRNA, 5.8S rRNA, LSU-rRNA); endonucleolytic cleavage to generate mature 5'-end of SSU-rRNA from (SSU-rRNA, 5.8S rRNA, LSU-rRNA). Bases 1 to 2838 code for a protein of 945 amino acids. The record is from RefSeq and is a predicted model, not a curated record. The transcript is spliced from 6 exons. Gene Ontology annotation, molecular function: protein binding; U3 snoRNA binding.
AUGGCUGUCCCUGUAGGCAGCGGACGACCAAAACUUAAGACUGCAUUCAAAAAGGCGCGUACGAUCGCGCCGCUUUAUACCUCUGGUGCUGUCGCUAUCACGCUAGAUGGCACGAGGCUCGUUACGUGUGUUGCGGAGGAUAUACUCUUGACGGAUGUGGAGACUGGAGUGCAGAUUUGCCGCUUUGUAGGGGAUACGCAACCGAUAAGCUCGUUAUGUAUUACGCCGUCUGGAUCGCAUCUUCUUGUAUUCACAUCUUCGCUCUCGCUGCGCAUUUACGAGCUCCCUCCCAUCCCAAAUUCAAACACAAACGCAAGCAGCCCACCAGAACAACUGAAAAAGCGCGUGCCGCCCGUACGCGUCGUCGGGCGCGCACACGACGCCCCGGUGCACGUAUGCCGCGCGGACCCCACAUCGACGUAUCUCGCAUCAGGCGCGGCAGACGGCGUCGUGAAAGUAUGGGACAUCCGCCGCGGGUUCGUGACGCAUGUGUUCCGCGGGCACGGCGGGGUCGUCAGCGCGCUGGCAUUUAGCUUCCCGCGUGUGAAAGCCGAUGCAUUGGGAUUGGAUUCUGUGGGGGGGAGGAGGACGAUGCACCUUGUGACGGCGUCGGUGGAUACGCGGAUUAGGGUGUUUAAUUUGACGGAGGGCGCGUCGACGUCGAGUGGGGGCGGGAAGCCUGAGGCGGUGUUGGAGGGCCAUGUGUCGGUGCCGAGGGGGCUGGAUGUGACGCCUGACGGGCGGUGGCUCGUCAGUGGUGGCCGAGACGCUGUUGUGCUUAUUUGGGAUAUGCACUCGAAGUCCGCUGCGGCGUCGACGACGGCGAUGAAAGGCAAGACGAAAAAGGCGAGUGGGAAGGCGGUGGGGAUGACGCCUAGUUUGGCGAAGACUGUGCCGGUGCUUGAGCGUGUUGAGGCGGUGGGAUUUAUGCAGGAGGAGGAGGAGGAUGUGGAGAAAGGACAGUUGAGAUUUUAUACGGGUGGUGAGAAGGGUGUGAUUAAAAUUUGGGAUGCGAAGAAGGGCCAGGUUCUGGAGACGUUUGGGCGGGAGGAUGCCGCGACGACGACGGCCACUGCUUCUGCAGACGAAGAUAUGGAAGAGCAGCGGCAGAUCACAAAUAUUUUAUACCUCCCCUCAAAAUCGACCAUGGUGUCUAUCCACGCCGACCAAAACAUCAUUUUCCAUUCUGCAGUGGACGGAACGCUGUCCCGCCAGAUGAUCGGGUACAACGACGAAAUCGUCGACGCGACGUUCCUCAGCCACCCCUCUUCUUCUUCACUAUCACCACAGCAGCAGCAGCAGCGCGACACGCACGUGGCAUUCGCGACCAACUCGUCUCUCAUCCGCGUUUAUUCCACAGCGAACCUCGACGCGCGGCUGUUGGAGGGCCACUCGGAGAUUGUGCUCGCGCUCGAUCGGUCGGCGGACGGCACGGUGCUCGCGAGCGGGAGUAAAGACAAGACGGCGAGGAUCUGGGCGCCGGUCGUUGUGGAUGAUGAUGCGUCGUCUGCGUCGUGGGGGUACAAGUGCGUGGGUGUGUGCGAGGGCCAUGCGGAGAGUGUUGGUGCUGUUGCGAUGGCACGCGGCGGCAGCGCGCCGGAGGGUGGGCGUGGAGGGCUCAAGUUUAUGUUUACGGGCAGCCAGGACCGGACGAUCAAGAUGUGGGAUGUGUCCGAUGUGCCUACAACUGUUGCCUCGUCUUCGGACGUGGACGUUGUGAGAUGUAAAAGUCUGACGACGCACAAGGCGCACGAGAAGGACAUCAACGCGCUCGACAUUUCGCCAAAUGACCGAUUCCUCGUGUCUGGCUCGCAGGACCGUACAGCUAAAAUCUUCGAGAUCCAGUAUAUCACGAGCAGCAACGGCUCGGUGCGCGGCGAGCUGAAGCUGGUGGGGACGUGCAAGGGCCACAAGCGCGGGGUGUGGACGGUGCGGUUCGGGCGGGCGGAGCGCGUGCUGGCGACGGGCAGCGGGGACAAGACGGUGAAGCUCUGGAGUCUGGACGACUACGCGUGCCUGCGCACGUUCGAGGGCCACACGAACUCGGUGCUCCGUGUGGACUUUUUGUGCGCGGGGAUGCAGCUGGUGAGCGCGGGCUCGGAUGGGCUUGUCAAGGUGUGGAAUGUGAGGGAGGAGGAGUGUGUUGCUACGCUGGAUAAUCAUGAGGAUAAGGUGUGGGCUCUGGCUGUUAGCUCGGACGAGCGCACGAUCAUAUCUGGCGCUGCAGACUCUGUGGUCACCUUUUGGGAAGACUGCACUGAAGAAGCCGAGACGGAAAAAGAAAACAAACGCGCCGAUGCUGUUCUCAAGGACCAGGAUUUUAUGAACUACGUUGCACUGCGGGAUUACAAGCGGGCGAUAGAGUUGGCAUUGGCGAUGGCGCAGCCUGGGCGGCUGUUCAAUCUGUUCCGAGAUGUAGCGGGAGAGGGAGAGAGCAGUUCGCUGACCGGCAGCACGGCUGUGGACGAGGUGAUACGGACGCUGCGGGGCAGUGAGCUGGCGAAGCUGCUGCGGUUCGUGCGGGACUGGAACACGAAUGCAAAGACGUCUGUUGUGGCGCAGCAGGUGCUGUAUGCGAUUGUGAAGCUGCAGAGGGCGGAGCGGGUGAUUGGGGCGUUUGGAGAGGAGACAGCGGAGCGGGCGUUUGCGGAGGGCGAAGAGGAGGAAGAUGCAACGAGUGGGGCAAAGACGGGACGGACGGCAGUCAAGGAAGUUUUGGAAGCACUGAUACCGUACUCUGAGCGGCACCAGGGGCGGAUAGAGAGGCUGGUGCAGGAGAGCUACGUGGUGGACUAUAUCCUGGGCGAGAUGGACGAUGGGAUGGACGUCGAUACUUAG